AUGGCUGUAGAAGAGCCUUUGAAAAAAAAAAGAAGAAAAGAUGACAAAAGAGAGGUUUUGGCUCUGUGCCAACUAUCACAUAACUAUCUCCGAGUUAUUAAAUCUGCUUUCUGUUCUGUUGUUUCAGCCGGUCAAGUCACACUCCAACCAGCAGGGCCCAGCCUAGCAAAAUCUGUUGGAGAUAUAGUCACUGUGUUUUGUCAAGAGGUUGGUUCCAAUAACCAGCCAACAUGGAGGGAUCCACAAACUAAUGUAAUAAGUACUGGUGGAGUUGGCGGCGUUAGUGUAACGUACAUCAGUGGUACAAACACAAAGUUAGAAAUCAACCCCUUUCAGGAAUCUCAUGUGGGAACUUACACCUGUAAUUCACUUGGAAGCACCAAGUCGAUUUCUAUCACAGCAUACAAAAAGGUGGAAUUUACAAAUGCUCCCACUGAGCAAUCAUUUGAGAUAUACACUGAUGCAAGGAUUGUUUGUGAAAUAACGUCGAAUCCAUCAUCCACCUACGAAUGGAAAUUCAAUGGAGCUUCAAUCCCAGCAAAUUCUAAAAAGUACACAAUUCAGGAACAUGAGUACCUACAGGUGACCAACAUAAGCAGGGAAGAUGACGGAGUAUACACGUGUCAGGGUACUGUACUUACUGGAAAUUUUGAUACUGAUAGCAGAGAUAUAACAGUAACGGUACUUGUGCCUCCCAAAAUCAUACUAGCACCAGAAGACUUCAAUGGUACUCUCGGCAAAAAUGCCCAAUUCAAGUGCAUCGCUAACGGAAACCCUCAGCCUGUGUACACUUGGGAAAAAAACAAUGCUCUAAUUUCAUAUGGAGAUCGGAUUUUCAUCCAAAGUGGUGGUGAGGUGCUGGUGAUCAAUGAUCUGCGAAGUGAUGAUUUCGGCUCGUAUAAGUGCGUUGCAAGAGUUGAAGGCUUGCCAAAUAGGGACGCUGAUCAUUCUGCUAUCCUGCUUGUGUUCACGCCACCGCAGGUCCAGGCGGGUACUGAAGUAACAGCUGUAGAAAAUGAGGAGGUUACUUUGAAGUGCAGCGUGGUCAGUGGUGACAACUCGGAGCUUACUUGGCGUAGGUUUGGAGAGGAUAUGCCUUUAGGACCUCAGCCGGGAUCUGCUGAUAUUGAAGUUCUUUCAAAGCAGAAUGGAAAGUUAUUGGAGCUGAAAUUUUCCAGUGUAAAGCGAAGUUACAACGGAUCGUAUGAAUGUUUUGCCAAAAACGCAGGUGGUGAAGAUAGUGAAAUCUCUAACCUAACUGUAAAUUUUAAACCUGUUCCUGAUUCUGCUCGAAAUCAACAUGAAGCUUACACAGGCUGGAUUGGUAACCCUGUGACCUUGACAUGCUACUGGUUGGCAAACCCGCCUGCUAAGUACUUCUGGAGAAUCGUAGGUCAAGAAAGCUCCAACCUCACGGCACCAAAGUUCACCACAUCAAGUACUAAUGAUGGCGCCAGCAGUCUUACGUUUACACCAGAUGAACCCGGAGAUUUUGCUGUAUACGAAUGUGUGGCUUGGAAUACAAUACAACUCAAAGAAAUGUCAACUCCUCAUACUGUUGAAUUGAAAUCUGCGGCUCCUCCUGAUGCUCCUACAGUUGAGGUAAUUAAAGUAUCACCAACGGAAAUCACACUUCAGAUUAUGGAGGCUGACUAUGAUGGUGGUCUUCCCUUGACUGGCUAUAAUAUAUCUUGGAAAUAUGAAUUUGAAGGCAACGAUGUUACUAGGUCUGCGAUUCAUGACUACAAAGAUGAAGAUGUUGCAAACAAUGAAAUUUAUAUCAUUGAAAACCUAUUGUCUGCUAAGGAGUAUAUGAUCGCUGUAGCUGCAGUAAAUGACUUUGCAACUGGAGAACCUUCUUCACCUGAGAUAUCAGCAAGAACACUGGCCACAAGUAAGAGGCUGUAUUCUGUGAAUCUUGUCAAGCAGAAAUCAGUUCAACUUUGUUACAUGACAAUGGCUCACAGUUGUGAAAAUUAAUCAUUCCAUGGCACA
Molecule: messenger RNA, 1995 nt
Organism: Anneissia japonica
Lineage: Eukaryota; Metazoa; Echinodermata; Crinoidea; Comatulida; Comatulidae
Product: neural cell adhesion molecule 2-like
Exons: 11
Coding region: 1-1980 (659 amino acids)
Cellular component (GO): neuron projection
Molecular function (GO): protein binding
Source: RefSeq, a predicted model, not a curated record